GACUUCCUGUUGAUGAUCGGACUGUGACACAGAGGAAUGAAGUCCUCCGAGGAGAUUAAAACUACUCUAUGAAACCGCGGAAAAGACCUAUUCAAAAAUGAGCUGGAUUCCGUUCAAGAUUGGCCAGCCAAAGAAGCAGGUGGUCUCUAAAACGGAUGAGAGAGACUUUGAACGAGAAUAUGAAAAACUACAGAAGUUGGAAGAUCAGACAAAAAAACUUCACAAAGACAUGAAGAAAAGCACAGAGGCUGAUUUGGCCAUGUCCAAAGCAGCGGUGAAGAUCUCCACAGACCUGCUCAGUAACCCUCUGUGUGAACAGGACCAGGCUUUUCUGGAGUCCAUGACUGCACUGGACACAGCCAUGAAAAGAAUGGACGCCUUCAACCAGGAAAAGGUCAACCAGAUACAGAAGACUGUGAUUGAUCCUUUAAAGAAGUAUAGCGGCAUUUUCCCAAGCCUGAAUAUGGCAGUGAAGAGGCGGGAGCAGGCUCUGCAGGACUACAAACGGCUGCAGGCCAAAGUGGAGAAGUAUGAGGACAAGGAGAAAACUGGGCCCGUCAUGGUCAAGCUGCACCAGGCCCGAGAGGAGCUCAGACCAGUUCGAGAAGAUUUUGAGGCCAAAAACAAGCAGCUGUUGGAUGAAAUGCCGAAGUUCUACCACAGUCGGAUUGACUACUUCCAACCCAGCUUUGAGGCUCUUAUCCGAGCACAGGUAGCGUAUUUUACUGAAAUGUACAACAUCUUCAACGACCUGACGGAGCAGAUCGAUCAGGCGGGUUUGACGGACGAGCAGAGAGAGAAGGAGACGGAGGCCAAACUCAACGAGCUACGGGCUUUGUCCAUUGUAGCGGAUGAUUGAGAGGAAACUGUUCAGGCCUUUCAAUGGGACUAACCUCUUUCUGACUCUUGCAUUUAACUGUGGCCUUCACUCCUUGGUUUUGUAUUUUUCUUGCUGGGCACUCCAGUUAUUCAUUUACCUGUUGUGAUGCCACAUCGAGUAAAGCCAUUAACCACAUGCAACAUUGAAAAAAUAUUUAAUCAGUCAUCUGGAAAUGCAUUACUACAUUUGACUCAUUGGUGCGUCUGUCUCCGUAAGGCUUAAAGGCAAUACAAAUGUAACUCAGUGUAAAAGUUGAGUUACCUGUUUUGGCCUUGUCCACUUUUCAACCGCAAGACUUUGUUUUUUUAAAAUAUCUAUUUAUUAUUUUUCUAAUUUUCGUCGUAAUUUGUGUAAAAUGUGCCUAGAGUCGUAACAUGGACUCUAUCUUUGAUCUGGCCAUUUGCCAAUAAAUUGGUCGUGUGACAUUGCCGUGUCAGCCGCCUUUACGUUCAAGUGCAGCGAAACGCUCCACGGUCCACCUCAAAGGCUGGGGCGCCAUCUAGUGGCGUUAAUAGGCGAUGCCUUUACUUUUGUUACAGUUCUUUGUUCUUCUCUUGUCUGCCAUUGUUUAUGGGAAGUAAUAAUAGCUGACCACAUCGACUCAACUCGAUCAAGUUUUGCUUUUGCAAAAUACAAAAACUACAGUAUACAAGGUGUCAUAGAAGGGAAUCCAUUUAUUGUAUUUAAAUAAUGUCUCUGGU
Molecule: messenger RNA, 1581 nt
Organism: Periophthalmus magnuspinnatus
Lineage: Eukaryota; Metazoa; Chordata; Actinopteri; Gobiiformes; Gobiidae
Gene: bin3
Product: bridging integrator 3
Exons: 9
Coding region: 98-859 (253 amino acids)
Biological process (GO): endocytosis; actin cortical patch localization; plasma membrane tubulation
Cellular component (GO): actin cortical patch; cytoplasm
Molecular function (GO): lipid binding; protein binding
Source: RefSeq, a predicted model, not a curated record